AUGGAAAGAACCAUUCAGUCCAUCGUUGAUGCUUUGAGCUCGCGGCGCAUCAACACUCUUACCGAGCUGCGACGCAUGGAGCGCAUUCUGCUUGCUGCAGUUCAGCCUCAUGUCACCGACCUGCGCGAAAGCUCGCUUGUAGGAGUUUUGGCUGCUGCGUGGUCCAACUAUGUUCAGAACAACAAUCUUCUCAGCGAGCUACGGAAUCUGACACGAAGUUACCCCUUUAGCUCGGAACUGCUCGACGAGGCCAAGGCAUUGGUCAUGGCAGAUCCAGAACGUAGCCGUAGCUGGAAUUACGCGUGGUUGGUGUUGGCCAAGAUUGAGGAGGAAAACUUGAUCGACAAGCAUGCAAGAACAUUAGCCACAUCCCCUGAUAUGUGGGGAGGCAGUCUGCCUCAUGAGGAGAUGAUCUCAAUGCUCGAGGAGAAGUGCCGCGAAGACUGGAAAAGAGCGGUUGAAAUCAUGCUGAGACACUGGGAAACCCAACCGGUCUACCCCAUUGAAGAAGUAGAGCAGGAGUAA
Messenger RNA from Talaromyces amestolkiae, 525 nucleotides. RefSeq lists its product as uncharacterized. The transcript is spliced from 2 exons. The record is from RefSeq and is a predicted model, not a curated record. Bases 1 to 525 code for a protein of 174 amino acids. Lineage: Eukaryota; Fungi; Ascomycota; Eurotiomycetes; Eurotiales; Trichocomaceae.